Messenger RNA from Medioppia subpectinata, 290 nucleotides. Lineage: Eukaryota; Metazoa; Arthropoda; Arachnida; Sarcoptiformes; Oppiidae. The record is from the annotation of a GenBank genome assembly.
UGAUUCACUCACACGGAAUACCCGAUGAAAACAUAAUUGUCAUGCAUUACGACGACAUCGCGUUCGACACAUCCAACCCGACCCCCGGUAUUAUAAUCAACAAAUAUGGCGGACCCGAUGUCUAUGAAGGGGUCCCUAAAGAUUAUACCGGAGAAGAUGUCACACCACAGAAUUUUUUGGGUAUACUUCGCGGAGACGAGGAAUUAGUCAAAAAAGGCAAACGAGUGCUUAAAAGCAGUCCAAACGAUCGCGUAUUUGUUUAUUUAGAUGAUCAUGGAGCUCCAGGCUAG